Epinephelus fuscoguttatus (brown-marbled grouper) is the source of this 3463-nucleotide messenger RNA. RefSeq names its product G protein-coupled receptor 61 (gene gpr61). The record is from RefSeq and is a predicted model, not a curated record. The transcript has 2 exons. Gene Ontology annotation, molecular function: G protein-coupled receptor activity. The coding region runs from base 698 to 2116 and encodes 472 amino acids. Gene Ontology annotation, biological process: G protein-coupled receptor signaling pathway. Lineage: Eukaryota; Metazoa; Chordata; Actinopteri; Perciformes; Serranidae. Gene Ontology annotation, cellular component: signaling receptor complex; endosome; plasma membrane.
GUGUAUGAAAGUGUGUGUGUGUGUGCGUGUGUGUGUGUGUGUGUGUGUGUGUGUCCACAGGCUGGAAGACAGGAGCCCUCUUCUCAUAUUUUUUGGGUGCCACCUCUUCUUCCUGCUCCUGCUCUCCCACCUGAUACGAAGACCUGUCUGGAGGAGAGCUGAUGAGAGGGAGGUGUGUGUUUGAAGGGAUGGGGAGGGGGGCGGUCAGCUUGGCUGGAUGGGAGGUGAUGAUUAGAUGAAAGGGGCCAGGUGAGGAGGAGACACAGGAGCGCCCCUCUCUCCUCUCUCUUUCUCUCUCUAUCUCUCUGUGACGUGGUGUGUGUCUGUUUGCUGUGUGUGUGUGUGUGUGUGUGUGUGUGUUGGGGGGAGAGAAAGCGAAACAGGUCGGCUCUCCUUCAGUAGACUGUGAACCUGCACAGGAGGAAGCAGCCCUCUCCAGACUGAGAUCUUUCCAUCUGAAGGUCAUAUUGGAGAGAGAAGGACAGCUUCACUAAAAGUUAUGAGGAACUGAGUGAGAACUCCUGUGAUCGUCUGCAGAGCUCCAGGCUAAAAUCUACUGGGGGUCAGGGCCUGCACAGCUCCAGCUGCCAUGACAGACACCACCGCCUGAGCUUCUCAGUGACACCCUAUAACAGGGGAGGAUGGGUGAUGGGCCCGUGAAGUUCAGCAGACUCUCUCCUCCUUAUCCCAUCCUCUCAUGGAGCGUCCUGUCACACCGAGCCCCUCCUGGAACACGUCUCUCCAGGGCCUACCCGUGUUUCCAGACUCGCUGCACUCGAACAUCUCUAACGUGACCAAGCCGGUCUUAAGCAGCCGAGGUGGGAUAGAUGUGAACCAGUCCUUGGCGCUGUGCGCCAUGCUCAUCAUUGAUGUGCUGGCAGUGGUGGGGAACUUGGCUGUGAUGAUUGUCAUCACCAAAACGCCACAGCUGCGCAAGUUUGCCUUCGUGUUCCACCUGUGUCUGGUGGACCUGCUGGCAGCACUGGUGUUGAUGCCUCUGGGGAUGCUGUCAGACCGAAUCCUGGUGGACGAGGCGCUGUGUCGGAGCUACCUCUGCUUGAGUGUGUGUCUAGUGAGCGCUGCCAUCCUCACCAUCUGUGCCAUCAAUGUGGAGCGCUACUACUACAUUGUCCACCCCAUGCGUCACGAGGUGAAGAUGACAGUGGGGGUGGUGGUGAUGGUACUAGUGGGAAUCUGGAUUAAAGCUGUUGUUAUGUCAGUGCUGCCUCUCCUGGGAUGGCUGCUCCAGGGGAGCCAAGGUGGAGGGACUCCUUCACUCCUCGUUCAGGGUCAGAGACACUGCUCUCUACACUGGACGGGAGGCAGGACCACACGGCUGCUUUUCAUGGUCUUCUUUACAUUCAUCUAUUUUCUGUGCCCCAUGCUGAUCAUUCUGAUCGUCUACUGCAACAUGUUCAAGGUGGCGCGGGUAGCAGCCAUGCAGCACGGCCCCCUUCCCACUUGGAUGGACACGCCACGACAACGGUCUGAGUCCAUCAGUAGUCACUCCACCAUGGCGGCCAGCCUCGGUGGAACUGGUGUCCGCACCACCCCUCAGAGGACCUUCAGCGGCGGGAAGGCUGCGGUGGUCCUGGUGGCGGUGGGAGGCCAGUUCCUCUGCUGCUGGCUGCCAUAUUUCUCCUUCCACCUUUACUCGGCUGUGGCGUCUACCUCUCCCACCUCGCUGGCCCAGCUGGAGGACGUGGUCACAUGGAUUGGCUAUUUCUGCUUCACCUCCAACCCCUUCUUCUACGGCUGCCUGAACCGGCAGAUUCGUGAGGAGCUGGGCCGCCACCUGGCUUGUCUCUUCAAGCGGGCUGGGCCCGGCGAAGGGGAGCAGCUGCCCAGCCGCGAGGCGUCUAUUGAGGAGAACUUUUUGCAGUUCCUUCAGGGCACUGGAUGCAAUCUGGAGCCCUGCAACUCUCACAGCAGAGCCAGCCCAGAGGAGCCAGAGAAUGAGGGCCUUCAGGAAUCAGCUGUUCAGCAGAACACGCCAGCUGACUUCCACAUCCCAGGGCAGAUCCUUGAGGAAACCUCAGAGUUCAUACAGCGGCAACAGCUGAACAAUGAGCUACAUGUCUCAGAGAACUGCUACAAAACUGUACCAGAGCUGUAGCUGCCUCUCAUGUACUGUCUCUUCUGCCAUCUAUAGUCCAAUAAAUAUACAUAGUUUUAUUCCUAUUUUCUAAAGAUAUGUUGAAAAUACAUCUUGUGUUUAUGCUACUACAGUGCUUUUAAGCUAAAAAAAAUCCAGUGAACUGCAAAACAUUAAGAAUUUAAGGUUUUCAGAGAAAGACAAAGACGGAAAUAUUGUGUGCAUCAUCUCACUCGUACCCUCCAACAGUCACGGAGCAUUACAUGUUCUGAGGGCCAUAAAGUGGUCAGGCUGUUUUCUGUGUGAUGUUAGCAGAUGGACACUAAACUCUUGUUGUGUUGAUCACAGGUCAGUGGUGUGACAAAAUCACAUUAAUGUAAAGACGAGCUGAGACCAAAAACUUCAGGGGGAACACAGUUUUCACAAUUUAUGGAAAACUAUAUGAGCCAUUAAAGGUCCAGUGUGUCGGAUUUAGUAGCAUCUAGCCGUGAGGUUGCAGAACUGAAACUUUUCCUGGGUGCCAAGCGUGUAGGAGAGCUAUGGUAGCCAACGGCCUUAUCUAGAGCUGGAGUUUGGUUUGUCCAUGUUGGGCUACUGUACGAACAACAUAGCAGCUCUGUUGGAGAGGACCCACCCUGCAUGUAGAUAUAAACAGCUCAUUCUAAGGUAACAGAAACACAAAGAUUCUUAUUUCUAGGUGAUUACACCAUUGAAAACAUAGUUGUGAAUAUUAUAAACCGUUUAUGUCAAUAGGUGCCCCUAGAUCGUACACACUGGACCAUUAAGUGAACAAUUUUGAGACAAAUGCUCAGUGAAAUGUUAGUCUUAAUGUGCAUUCCUUUGUCCAUUCCUCAUUAAAAGUGGGGUUCACCAUCAGACAUUAUAGUAUAACGUACAGUAUGAAAUUAGUCACACAUCACACAUCACAUUUUUGUUUUUUAAGAAUUGAAGAGGCCCCCUGACAGUCGGUUCAAAUUGACACAGCCUGUUGUCUGUGAACAAGCAGGUGUUUAUUAUUGAUUUAACUAAUGGUCUAACCAUAAAACUACCCUGCUGCACCUCUAUUUGGACACCAUCUCCAACAACAUAUUAUGUCUUUUGGAAGAAACACUAAAGAAAUGAGCAGGAGGCACAGUACAGGUUGUAAGUUAGCUGCCACUGUUUAGAAUCUGUUUCCAUCAAAGUGUAUUUAUUCCUCCUAACACCGAAAAAUGAAUGCAGAAAUGUUUGUUUUCCCAGCACAAAGCAGUGAAUAUUCAGAGCCAUUUUAAAAACUGUCUUUCCGUUUAAAAUAUUCAGUGUGUUGAAUGGGAUCAUUUCACAGCUGGUGCUGCUGCUGGUAUUUAUAAUAAACAGGCUGACACAGCA